Lycium barbarum (goji berry) is the source of this 1425-nucleotide messenger RNA. Its product is annotated as F-box protein At3g07870-like. Gene Ontology annotation, molecular function: nucleic acid binding; RNA-DNA hybrid ribonuclease activity. The transcript is spliced from 2 exons. Bases 1 to 1425 code for a protein of 474 amino acids. The record is from RefSeq and is a predicted model, not a curated record. Lineage: Eukaryota; Viridiplantae; Streptophyta; Magnoliopsida; Solanales; Solanaceae.
AUGUAUCCAGCUUGGCAGAACAUUCCUCACAAGUGGCCUGAUAUAAUUGAUUAUUUUGAGCAGUUUAGACCAAUCCUGAAGUGCAUAACUGUGACAUGGAGAUUGCCUGCAAGGGGUUGGUAUAAGUACAAUAGUGAUGGUGCUUCAAAAGAGAAUCCAGGUCCUAGUUCAGUGGCUUUUUGCAUUAGGAAUGAUAAUGGGGAUCUUGUAUAUGCAACAGCUCAAAAGAUUGCAGAUGGGAACAACUUAGUUGCUGAAGCUGUGUCCAUCAAACAAGGAGUUGAGUAUUGUAUGGAACAUCAACUAUAUCCUUUGUUGGUGGAAAUUGAUUCCUUAGCUACGAAGAUGUUCAUCAGAGGAAUAUGGAAGGACACAGAUCUUGCGAGUCAGCACUUUUGUCGUGCAGUAGAGACCGAUCCUUGCAUUAUUAUUCACGCGGAUUACCCUUUAAGAAAUCAGCUAUGCUUUCUUGAUUUUUCCAAUCAUGGUGUUGUGAGGAAAAUCAGGACCCCUUUUGCAAACUCUGUCCCGGAAUUUAAAGUGGUCGGUUCGUGUAACGGUCUAUUGUGCAUAUGUGAUUCUCUGUUUAGUGAUGCACUUUAUGUGUACAAUCCUUUUACAAGGGACUACAAACAGCUCCCUAGAUCAGUAGAAUUUGAGGUACAAAAAUUGAUUUUGGGAUUUGGCUUUCAUCCUGUUACCAAAGAGUACAAGGUGAUCAAGAUCAUAACUUAUGCCAAUAUGUAUAAUCAUGCCUCAGCCUCAGGGCGUUAUCGUAGGUCUCGAGUUCCCUGUUUUGGUAAAUCGGACGUUCAAGUACUUAGUCUUGGUACUAGCAACAGAUGGAGGAGUGUUGGAGAAAAUGUUUAUCGUUUUGAUCCGAAUUCUCAAGGAUUUGUGUUGAACGGGAAGAUCCAUUGGUUGACUCGAUUUAGUAAGUACUAUGGACGUUUUGAUAGGCUUAUCGUUUCGUUUGAUUUGGCUGAUGAGGUAUUUGGUGAAGUACCAAAAGUUGAUUUUGGCAUAAAGGAAAGAAAUAUUCAGUAUCAUCUUGCAGUUCUUGGAGAUUGUCUUGCUGUUGCACUAAGUUUGCCAGACUAUGAAGGGGGUGGAUUUGAAAUUUGGGUAAUGAGAGAAUACAAUGUCAAAGAAUCUUGGGUGAAGGAGUUCAAAAUUGGGGCUUAUACACCAAAUGCAAAUUCUGUCACACAACAUAUACAGCCAUUGGUGAAAUGUCUAUGCGUGUUGAAAAAUGGAGAGAUCUUGCUUGAGUACAAAGGUGGAAAUCUUGUUUCAUAUGAUCCUAAAAAUUGUGUCUUUAGGACACUAAGGUUUCUAGGGAUGCCUAAUUUGUUUAAGACAUUUGUUCAUGUAGGUUGCCUUAAUUGGAUUGAUAUCCCACCUGCAAAUGUUUUACAAAAUUAG